Molecule: messenger RNA, 1531 nt
Organism: Populus euphratica (Euphrates poplar)
Lineage: Eukaryota; Viridiplantae; Streptophyta; Magnoliopsida; Malpighiales; Salicaceae
Gene: SKL2
Product: shikimate kinase like 2
Exons: 8
Coding region: 95-1252 (385 amino acids)
Cellular component (GO): cytosol
Source: RefSeq, a predicted model, not a curated record
AAGAAAAAAUAAAAAGGAAGAACACUGAAUUAACGGAUAAAACACUAGCUUCCCUCGUUAUCCCCUUAGCCUCUCUUUCUCGGAAUCCAAAAGAAUGGCCACCAUCACCACCACUACAGCUACUCUUUCCUUCCACUCCCACAACCCUGUCAAAACUCUACCAUCAUUCUCUCUCUCAAAUAUCCCUUUCUCCAUUUCCAAGCCCAAUUUCACUUCCUUCACCAAUUUGUCUCUUUCAAUUCCUGCCUCUAAAUCAAACAAUGCGAACAGCCCUCUCAACGGAUACAGUCGCUUCUCUUGCAACUGCAUCUCCACAGCCACCCCCAACACAAAUUACGAGUUUUCUGAUAGUUCUUCAGAAGUGGAAUUGAGAUUAUCACUUGUGGGACUAGAUAUUCAAAGUUCCAGAGAUAUAUUCGUGGAUGCAGAUGGCACCUCCUUAGUAGUCCAAGUACAGCACUCUGGGUCUCAUAUCACACUUAUAGAAACUAAUAAGAUGUUCGAGAAAAUAAAGCCUGCUGAAACAAUAUGGUUCAUAGAUGAUGAUCAACUUGUUAUCAACAUGAAGAAGCAAGACCCAGAUUUGAAAUGGCCUGACAUUGUGGAGUCAUGGGAAUCCUUGACAGCAGGAUCUAUGCAACUCCUGAAAGGGGCAUCAAUCUUCCUUGUUGGUGAUUCAACUGAAAUUAACCAAAAAGUGGCUCGAGAACUUGCUGCUGGUCUUGGGUACACGCCACUUGAUACACAGGAGUUGCUAGAAACAUUUGCUAAGCAAACAAUUGAUUCAUGGGUGCUUGCUGAAGGCUCUGACUCUGUAGCUGAAGCAGAAUGUGCUAUAUUAGAAAGCUUGAGUAGUCAUGUACGUGCUGUUGUUUCAACAUUAGGAGGGAAGCAGGGAGCUGCUGGAAAGGCUUCUAAAUGGCAGCAUCUUUAUGCAGGGUUCACUGUCUGGUUGUCACAGACCGAAGCCUUAGAUGAGGAUUCAGCUAAAGAGGAGGCUAGAAAGAAUGUUAAAGAUCGCAGUGUAGCAUACUCAAAUGCUGAUGUUGUUGUCAAGCUCCAGGGUUGGGAUUCUGAUCAUGCCAAAAGUGUUGCUCAGGCAUCCUUGAGUGCUCUCAAGCAGUUGAUUCUGUCUGACAAGGAACUUCCAGGUAAGAAGAGCCUUUAUAUAAGGUUAGGAUGUCGUGGGGAUUGGCCAAACAUCAAGCCUCCCGGUUGGGAUCCAUCAAAUGAAGCUGAAUCGAUCUCCUAGCAUGUGGCAGAUCCGAUGUUGUAGAGGGAGAGGAUUGUUGAAUGCCAAUCUUUUUGGCACCAUUUCAUGGCUGGUAAUUACCAUGUUGUCUUUACACAAUUCUUUCAAGGAAUUUAUUCAGUAGCCGUUGUUGCAGCAAGCAACUACCUGUUCAUUGUGUCAUCACAAGUAGAGAAAUUGGUGAACAGAGUGCAAGGAAGUAAAACUAGUAAAGUAUUUUAGAUUUUAUCCCUUUACAAAACCUAGCUGGGAGCCUGACACCCGUAUUCGUUCUGUGCA